Formica exsecta is the source of this 1124-nucleotide messenger RNA. RefSeq lists its product as uncharacterized. NCBI's taxonomy places the organism in Eukaryota, Metazoa, Arthropoda, Insecta, Hymenoptera, Formicidae. The record is from RefSeq and is a predicted model, not a curated record. The coding region runs from base 1 to 840 and encodes 279 amino acids. The transcript has 2 exons.
AUGUAUCGAUUGGCUGCUGUUGCAAGAAACUUUCGAGACACGGGAAAUAGUCCAUCUUUGAUAGCCAAUCGGUACGUCCAGCAAACACAUUAUUUAAAGUGCAAUAAUCAAAAAAUGGAACACAAUGGCAAAGUAAUUUGCAAUGAAGCAUUGGAAGAAAUCGACCAGAAUAUUGUCAAAGUCGAGUUGAUUAAAUGUGAACAAAAUUUUGACACUGAAACUCUAGCAGUUGAUCUGUCUCCUCCAAUAGAAGAAUAUAAUACCACUUUGCCGAAACGUAGAGGUAGACGUAGGAAGACAUCGUUAGAUCUCAUCAAGUUGCAGUCUUCAACAUCAAAGCUAAAUUACUCCACGACAGACUUAAAAUUUGGAUUGUGGAAGGAUCGCUUCCGCCCGAUACAACCAAAACCUUCACCAUCAAUAUCUUUACCAUUUGGUGCCUCACCAUUAAAACAUAAAUCAUUUGGAAUGCCAUCUCCGUCGAAUAUACCCAUCUUAACAUCAAAUGUGAAUGUGCCAAGUAAGAAUAAAACCUUGGGUAGUCUCAGCAAAACAAAUCAUUGCAUUAGAAUAGACAAUGGUGAUACCGGAAGUAUUAUAUCAACAAUUAAGGAAUGCAAGGUUAACAAAAAUGUAAAUGCAAAUUUGAACACCAUGGCCAGUAGUAAAGGUUUGCAUAAUAUUAAGAUAACAUCUACAUCCCACAAGAGUAGUAUCGAAUUAUUUUUUGCAAGUAUGGCGCAGACUGUGUUGAAUUUGCCUAAGGAAGUACAAGCGGAUAUUAAAAUGCAGAUCUGUAAGAUUGUUACUAUGGCAGAGGUAAAGUAUUCUGGAUUAUAGAUCAAAGGCUGAUUAAACUUUGAAAACUGACAAUCUAUUGUUAUCUAUCAAGUUGGAAUUUGUGCAGAUUUUUAUUAUAUAUAUAUAUCUCAGAUUUUGUAUAAAAAAAUAAUUGAAUAUAUAAUUUAAAAUUUAUAUAUGUAUGAACAAUUGAUAUUAUAUAUAUAUCACAUCUCGAGCAUUUUCUUUAAUUUAUUAUAACUCAAAUAUAAAGCUUGAUGGAUAUAUAUAUAUUUAUAUGACAUUUUUUUUUCUUAUUAUGAACUCUAUAGUUUACUUCCUGU